AGAUAAUAUAUGGUGCAAGCGUCCAUUCAUUGUGGAGCAAUAUGACUCAGACACACGCACGACCAGGCUAAGAUGUCCGUUGUUGAAAUCCCCGACGAAGGCGGAGAUGUUGUUACGGCUGUAGACUACAACGGCGUCAUAUUCCCCAACUUCGACCCCGACAUCAUCCGCAACAUCAGUUCCAUCGACAUCCGCGACGGCGAUAUCAUCCUUUGUGCCUACCCCAAGUCAGGUAGUCAUUGGAUGUGGGAGGUCACUCGGCUGGUACUGGCCGGAAGACUGGACGCUGAUGACAGAGACAAGAUGCUCACAAUGUUGGAGAGGUCGCCGGAGUCUGGAUACAUCGACCUCCCAUCUCCUCGACUCCUCAACACCCACGUGGGAGUCCAACACUUACCCCCAAGUGUCUUUAACAAGAAGGUCAAGGUCGUCUAUAUAUUGAGGAACCCGAAGGACGUCGCAGUUUCGUAUUAUAAUUUUAAUAGGUCAGCGCGAGUGCCUUACAAAGGAGAAUGGGCGAAUUACCUCCGGCCCUUCGCUCAGGGAAAAUUCCAGUACGGGUCGUGGUUCGAUUCUGUUCGGGAGUGGGAGGAGGUUAAAAGGACGCACCCGGCCCUUCAGAUACACACCCUGUUUUAUGAAGAUGUCAAAGAGAAUCCAGUGCGGGAGGCGAAGAGACUGUCUGUAUUCCUUGGCGUGGAGAGGAGCGAGGAAUACCUGGAGCACGUGUGUCGCACGUGCAGCUUUGACAACAUGAAGGCAAAUGCUGCAUCCGCACGUGCUGCCAAAGCAUACAGAAAAGGUGAAGUGGGCGACUGGAAGAACUGGUUCACUGUGGCCCAGAACGAGUGGUUCGACCAGCUGUACCAGGAGAAGAUGGCGGACUGCAAGCUACAGUUCCGCUAUUCGUUGGACGCGUCUGAAUAAUGAGUUGGAUUUAACGCCGUUUUUAACAGAAUUCCAGUUUUAUCGCGGCGUGUCAGCUUAAUGUGGGAGGAAGGCCAGAAAUGAUGCAGGUCUCGGACAUUUACUACUUUGGUGAAACUCAC
This is a messenger RNA of Haliotis rufescens (red abalone), 1049 nucleotides long. RefSeq names its product sulfotransferase 1A1-like. The record is from RefSeq and is a predicted model, not a curated record. NCBI's taxonomy places the organism in Eukaryota, Metazoa, Mollusca, Gastropoda, Lepetellida, Haliotidae. The coding region runs from base 73 to 927 and encodes 284 amino acids. The transcript has 6 exons. Gene Ontology annotation, biological process: sulfation. Gene Ontology annotation, cellular component: cytoplasm. Gene Ontology annotation, molecular function: sulfotransferase activity.